Mixia osmundae IAM 14324 is the source of this 738-nucleotide messenger RNA. RefSeq lists its product as uncharacterized. The transcript has 6 exons. NCBI's taxonomy places the organism in Eukaryota, Fungi, Basidiomycota, Mixiomycetes, Mixiales, Mixiaceae. The coding region runs from base 1 to 738 and encodes 245 amino acids. The record is from RefSeq and is a predicted model, not a curated record.
AUGGUAAGGCGAGCGACAGCAGAGCAGAUAGCCGCAGUCGGUAAUUACAGCAGCUGUGAGAUCUCUGAUGCGCUCAUCAAGCUCAAACAUCCCACUGGCGGUCUGCUGCCUGAUCUAGACCUCUUCUCGCCUUCCUUGGCCAGCGAAAAGGCAGAGCAGACCCGCAUCGUCGGCGAAGCCUUUACUGUCAAAAUGAUUGAUGCUGCCGACAAAGAUCAGACAAAGCCUCCGGAGCACUUUGUGGAUGCUGCAGAGCCAGGUAGCAUCAUGGUCAUCUCAGCUCCCGCACAUGUCAAAUCAGCUGUUUGGGGAGGUCUCAUGACCGCACGAGCUCAAGCACGCGGUGUAAAGGGGGUCAUCAUCGAUGGUCGUUGUCGCGAUCUGGGCGAGCACCGUCAAGCUAGCAUGACGGUGUUUGCAAGGGGACAUUCCACGCUCGGCCAAUCGCCUUUUACGCGCGUCAAGGCCUAUCAAGUCCCACUGACGAUACAGCCUCACCUACCGGCGCAUUGUCUCACAGCGACAUACGACCUUCAGAGCACUUUCCAGCCUACUUCCGUCAAUCCCCACGAUAUCGUUGUGGGCGAUAUAGACGGUGUCGUCGUCGUUUCGCCCGAUCGCGUCGAUGAAGUUCUCAAGCUCUGCGAGAAGGGCCGAGCAGUAGAUGCAAAGUGCAUGGAAGAUCUUCACAAGGGACGCUCGAUCAGAGAAACUUUUGCAGCGCACCGGGGCAAAUAG